AAGAGAAACUUUGGGUCGGGUCUGCCAUUUAUUCUCCCGUAACUUGCAGCCGGGAGAGAGUGAGAGAGAACCAUGCCUUUCCCAAAGCGCAUCUGUGAGCCGCUGCUCCUAACUCGCCUGGGCUCCGCCGAGCGGCCCGCAACCUUUGAAGAACUGCCCGCUGUCAGCAACCAUACGCUGGCCCGGACUCUGGGGCAGCUCGCCGAACUGGCCAAGCAUGCCUGUGGGCUCUUCCAGGAGAUCGAAGACGAGGUGCUGCGGAUCCACCGCCGACUCGGUUCUGUCCAGCAGAAGAUCAGCGACAUCGCCGCGGCGGUGACCGCCUUGGACGCGAGACAGGAAACAGUGCCGGUGUCAGACCUGGACAGGGAGAGUAAGCUAACAGUUCAUUUCAGAAUUCCAUGGCAUCAGCAGAAAGAUCUACUCCACCCGUCAACCAGACCACAAUGUAUAGAGGAACUUCACCAAUGUGCCAUACAGAAACUACAGUCCCAACAUAGAGAUCAUCAGAGGCAAUCUGAAGAGAGAAAAUUAAUGAAACCCUCUUCAAUGUUGCCCCCACCACUCCCAUUGACACAGCAUAGCCACAGGAUCAGAGCACAGAGGAAGCAGCGAAUCUCACAGUUUCACAACACUCGUUCAUCCUCCCCCACUGAAUGUUGCCAAAUGACCCCGUGGAGCAGAAAGUCUAUUCCACCAACAGAUGGUGACAGUGACAUGAUCGCUUUAGGUCAGAGACCGAAAAAUCCUAUACCGAACAUCCCUACAACACUAGACAGGCAAACAAAUUGGAGCAAAGAUCUACCUCUUCCUACUCCAGAGCAGAAGAUGCGUCAGCAGGCCCAGGCUAUAUCUUCCUCUGUUAUUCCCAUCAAUGUGACUGGAGUGGGUUUUGAGAGACAGGUCAUUGGCCGAUACUCCUUUGCUCAUCCUCAAUCAGCACUGCAGCGAAGACGGAAGUUAAAAAGGCGAAAAACCAUCAGUGGAAUUCCCAGGCGUGUACAAGAAAUAGCAGGUUCCAAUGAAUCCUCAAUUGCUAAAGAAAGGAAUGUGAUUGUUCACGUUAACCCAAAAUUAGACUGUCACAGUGAUGGAGUGAAUUCUACCAGUGCCCGAUCUGGGACCAAGGACUCAGAGUGCCAGACAGAUGAUAUCCUUAUCGCAGCGCCAUCAGUAAGGCGGAUUCGAGCUCAGCGGGGCAGCGGCAUCACAUCUUCCCUGUCACAUUCGGAUGGGAAUAUCACAACUCUGGCUGACGAUUCGUCCUCAAUGUUCCUUUCACCAAUCGACAACCACGUCCGUUCCCGUAGCCUUUCUCGAGACGGUGUCAGAGUUUCACUGUUACCUCAUGAAUUAAGUCAGGACAAUAGUGCUGAAAGCAUCGUUAGUGCUGCUGAAAAAUACUUGCCGACCCCAGAGAAGGCAGAAGAGGAAGACGACAAAGCCAGUCUGUUUAACCGGAGUCUGCAGAAACAUCAUUCAAUAGGUGUGACUGUGCAACCAGAGCAAAGCACAGAACACAAAGUCCAGGUGACAAAAAUGUCCAACUUUGUGCCAGAGGCUGACAUGGGGAACAGUGAGAUCUCUUCAAAUUCAGAUACCUUUGGGAGUCCGGUCAACAGCCUCUCUAGUACAGGAGUUAUCCUAAGCAGUCAGAUGGAUCAAAAGGAAGACCAUCAAUCAUCCAGUGGGAAUUGGAGUGGAAGUAAUUCAACAUGCCCUUCACAGACAUCAGAGACAAUCCACACUGCAUCCUCACCACCACUGACAAGUUCUUCACACUGUGAUUCAGAAAUAUCCUUGAAUACACCGGCCCACACCAAUUAUGAUUCACCAGGUUUCCUUCUGGAGCAGUACACAUAUCAAGGAGACAAAGUUAGAGGUCACAGGGCGAACUCCUUUACUUCCACAGGGACAGAAGUUGUUGAAGAUCUCAAUACAAGUAAUGCAAGUGAUGCAGAGUGGAACUAUUUACACCAUUGCCAUGAUGCAUCUUGCAACCAAGAUCUUAGCCCUAAGCAUUCAAGGACCAAUAGCUUAGGGUGCCCGAGUUUUGCCAGUGUGGGUACAUGUGACAGCUUUAUUGAGAGGCCACCUUCUUCCAAAACCGACUCAGGCUCACAUUUCUCUGUGGAUACUGAAGGAUAUUAUACAUCCAUGCACUUUGACUGUGGUUUAAGAACUACUAGAAACUACAUUUUUAACUAUGCAUCCACGGGCUCUGAUGGAAUCCAGAGUACAGAACAUGCUUCUGAACUUGUUGAGCUCCCUCUACCGGAUCCUUUAGAACUAAGAAAGCAGAAGUUUCGGGGCCAGAGCAUUGCUCUCAAGAAACCAAAGGCAAAACCAGCCCCACCAAAACGCAGUUCAUCUUUGAGGAAAAAUGAAAGUCAUACAAGUGAAAGCUAUCAGAAUGAACCAAAGACAAACAAUGGGCAGGAUGGGACUGUAUCUUACAGAGAUGCACAGAAGUCAUUGCAGCUUGACCUAAGUCUUGCAUCUGACGGGUUCAAAUGUCCCAUGCUACCUAAUGAAAGGAAUAUUCCUUGGGAUAGUUGCAGCACAUAUGCAAAUGAUAAUGAGUUAUCAGACCCUCAGUUCACCCCAUCUGAAACACCAUCACUUAAAGAUGAAAGUGGCACACAAUCAGAUUAUGCAGGCCUCUGGCUCUUGAAUGACUUAAAAUCUAGUGAUCCUUACAGAUCGUUAUCAAACUCCAGUACUGCAACAGGCACAACUGUGAUUGAGUGCACAAAGUCUCCAGAAGGUUCAGAGUCACAAACAUCCCAGUCAGAAUCCCGUGCCACCACUCCAUCCCUUCCCUCCAUUGAUAAUGAUUUCAAGCUGUCCUCUCCAGACAAACUGGCAGGUUUGGCAUCACCAUCAAGUGGAUACUCUAGCCAGUCAGGAACACCAACCUCAAAUUUACCCACACCUCUCUUUCCUGGCCCCCUGUCUCCAAACAGUGGAAAAAGAAAGCCAAAAGUUCCAGAGAGGAGGUCUUCGCUACAACCAUCUUAUGCAAGGGAUGCUAAUGUUACAAAGAAAGACCUCGAAUUACCAAUUAUACCUCCAACACAUCUUGACCUAAGUGCUCUUCAGAAUGUGUUUAAAAGCAAGCCUUCUGCUCAAAGAAACCAACUGCAUAUCUCAAAUCUAAGUAAAGGCAAUGAGGCAGCUGAACAGCCUAACAACAGUCCAUCUGUUUCCCUUGCCAUUACCCCAUCAGUGCUACAGUCAGUACAGCUUCGUUCUAUUAGUAAAACCAGGCAACCCCGGAAAGAAUGCCAAGAAGAACCUGGCAUAUCAGAACCAACUUGUACAGAGCCUGUCACGCCACCAUAUAAAACUGAACCACCAGGUUACAAUACAGAUAAGUGCAAUGAACUUUCCAGUUUACUGCCACAAAAAUCACCUUCCCCAGAAGCAAACAUCAACUUAUUGGAUGUGGAAAGUACUCAUGCACUUCAAGAAUAUAAUCUGAAUGAAGAAAGUGUGACCCCUUUACCCUUGCUCCCUUCAGAGGUAAAAUCAUUAAAAGCUAAUGGGAGUACACAGAUCCAAGAGGUUGGAGAUGAUCAAUCAACUGCAACAGCAAGCUAUCAGGCUGUUUACAACAGCUGCACAGAUAUCAGUGAAGCAAAUUUGGUGAAGAAGAGCUCCAUACAAGAAAUAUAUCAAGACUUGAACAAUUCCAAUAAGGAGUUUCAGAACGAGGUACUUGCACAAGAAAUGGGAAAUCAGAAGAAACCUGAAAGAGUGCCUUCAUCAAGUAACACUAUACCAGAAUCCCUAUCUGCAGCACCAUCAAAACCUGCAAUUGUAGAGAAAUUGGAAAGAAAACUUGACUUUGACUCAGUUAAUGAAAACAAAGCUGCAUCUGCAGACAUAAUUCAACCAGAAUCAACAGAUGCACAGAAGCACAGUAAGGACAGUGUUGAAGAAAAGACCAAGAGGUUGCAAGAUGGCAGUCCAGAUGCAACAGCAACAGCCGAAGCUCUGUGCGUAACUUCUAGCGACAGUCAGUACAAAGAUGUGGGACAGGUUGAGAGUUACUUGGCUUCUGCUAUAGAUCCUCAAGCUAAUGAAGAUAACGUAUUCAUAUCACCAAACAAACUCCGUACAACAGAAGAUCUUUUUGCUGUGAUUCACAGAUCAAAAAGGAAACUACUCGGGAGGAAAGAUUCUGAUGAAGGGCCGAAUGUAAACAAACCAAAAUCAUCUCCUGCCAGCUCCCCUGGAACUCCCCCGGCUAUCCAAAAGCAGCCUGGCCCUAUUUAUAGGAGUGUCCGCAAAUCCAACACCUCAAAGGAGGAGUUCAAACUACUGCUGCUUAAAAAAGGCAGCCGGUCAGACUCAAGCUAUCGAUUGUCAGCAACAGAAAUAUUGAAAAGUGCAAGCCCAGUUUCUCCCAAGUCCCCUGGAGAUGUUUCCCUAGACCAGGCUAAAGAUGGUGAGGAUACUUCUCAUUUUCCUUCAGGAUGUGAAAUGCAGUUCCCAAGUUCACCGUACUCUCCGAGGUUUACAACAGAAGGGAUCACUUCCAGGAGUUUCUCCACCUCACUAUUAUCCAGGCCAAGCCGCUCUCGAGCGCCACCGGCAGCGGGGAGCAGUCGCUACAGUGCCCGCAGCCGCCUUCACAGCGCACCAAUGCAAGUCAUCUCUGAAGGGGAAGCUGAGAACUCAGAUGGAAGUCUACACGAUGAUCGGAGCUCACCCACAUGAUGAUCAGGUGCAGAAUGACUGGGACAGCAACAGUGGUAAAACAAACAUGAGCAUGCAUGCGGUUCAGUUUAGUCACAUUUAGAUUGAGAGAUUUAUCAAAAGCAAAGCAGGUCAUAAACAUUUAAGAAAAUAUAUAAUGCUGCCCAAGUUAUUAGCAAAAAAUAACUACUGAAAUAAUAGAUACCUUCACUGUUUUUCCACAACUGCUAGUAAUUUGAUCAUCAUAAACUUUGAUUAAAUAUUACCAGAAUAGAUAAUUAAGACAAGUUUUGACUCAUCAAUUAAAGAAAAUCAAAGGCUAUGUUUUCUGAAUUUGGGUAAAUAUUCAAUUUAAAACUCUUAAGAUGAAUUCUGCAACACUGUAUGCACUGUGUUCCCUUUCAUGUGGCAUUAAGGGAGUGUCAUUUUCCUGAUGUGACAAAACAGGUGCUGAAGGAAAGGAUAGUUGUGAAAAAUGGACAUUGCAGUUCUAGGUAUUCCAAACAUGAUUUUCUAGGCACUAAAUGAAAUAUUCUGUGAUGUGUUAGAAACUAAUGUAAAUAUCAUCACUUUUUGACAGUUACAGAGUAUUAAUCCUUUGAGCCAUGAACGUUCUUCAUGAUGUAUACCAGUGUUUUUCUGAGAACAAAAUAGUACUGUACCUCAGAGAGUAAGACAAUGAUAGAUGAGGUAGCACGUGAGCAGAUACAUUCGCUCAAAUACAUACCACACGCACAUCAUUUUAUCUCCAUCUCAUAAUUCAGCAGGGUUUUUUUUUCAGAAUCAUUCCUUUGAAAUUAUAGCAUCUAAAAAUCACCAGAUCUCUUGUUGAGAUAAUUAGUUCAAAAAGCAACUUAUACAUUCUCAAAAAUCCAAUCAGGAAGUACAUGUACAAGAGUCUAUAUGAUAGAAAUGCCUAGUUUUAAGAGCUUAAUAUUCUAUAUUUGCUCAAACAGUCUUCCAUCAUAGCCUAAACUUUAAUUAACCUUUAUUGUUUACUGAAAAAAUAGGAUUACACUCAAAGGAUUAAUAUGGUACUACCUAAUCAUAAACAAUAUUACUUUUUUAAUUUACUGAAAAUCAUUAUAUUGUACAAAUAUAAAAAAAGAACCUAAGGAAAUGGUUAUUUUUGUGAUUAAAGUUGAAUUACUUGUGUAUAGACACCAAGAAAUGCAUGCUUGCAAAAAUGGCGAAAUUUAAAACAAUAUAUAAGCAUUUUCAGAACCAUAGUUAUAGCUGGGGUUUAAGUGGGGCAUAUGGAGCUCAUGUGAGAAGUAAAACAGUAAGCCUUUUUAAACAAGGUCUGCCAUUAAAAGAUGCUCAACCACUAUUUCAAAAAAAGCAUAAGUUAUAAAUGUUUAACAGAUACUAGUAAUGGGAUUUACUGAAAAGACAAAGAUGGUUUCUGUAGUUUUAAGUUUUUUUUAAUAAAAAGGGUAAGAAGAGCAGUAAAAAUAUUGGGGCAAUUUUAACUGAAGCCUGCUCCAGCGGGUUUUCCUCCUGUUGAGUUAGCUUAUUAUGAUCCCCUUAUAGGUUUUGGGAAGGAAUUCAUGAUGGUGUAUACUUACAAAAAUGGAUAAGACAGAGAAGUCAUUCAUGUGUAUUGAAAAAGGUAAUAUUCAAAAAGUAUGAGGUGGAUGAGUAACUGUGAGAGAUGAAUGAUAGGUGAAUGGGUAAGAAAAUGGGGUAUUUCUAAAGUGCAGAUUGAUUCAGAGAUGUUCAGUAAAGACUUUUUGCCAAGAGGACUGUAAUCCCACUUUGACAAUAAACACUGAAGAAUUGGAGAGCAGGGUAGAUGCUGGAAUGGCUAUAUUGAUGACUGAGGAACAAUCCCAGUAUUAAAAAGCUGGUGACAAAGCUAUAAAAACUAAUGCUUCAAAAUUCUAAGUAUAUUUGGCACCAUGAGAUGAGUCUCUUUGGUUGUAUGAACUAUGUAAUAUAGAGUAAAAGCAUCAUUGAUCUGUUUAUGGGGUGUUUGCUCAUCAGCCUAGGUCAACUUCAGUGUGAAGGCAACAACUGUUAAAAGUUACAGCAAUUAUUAUCUGGCCAGUUCGCAAAAGCAACAACCCUGUGAAAUAACAGGAAAAACUGCAAUGAUGGAACAGGAAACAGAACAGAAAGUGUUGAAAUUUCACAGCAAGACCAACCAGUACUUAAUAGAAAGUUAGUUAACAGUUUAAAGGAGAUCAUCCGGUUAAAGUUACAGAACUUCCCUUCGAAUGUUAACUUUGUUCUUUAUCAGAUGCUGAUGAACCUGAAGUACAUGGAAAGCUUGGAGGGAAAAGUGUUUUACCUGUUGUUAAGGUUGCUUCUGUGAUUUCAAUAAUUCAUUCCUGUAUAUCAAAUUCAACAUUUACAAUAACUCCCAUCUUAUGAAUGAGCACAAUUUAUUGUGUAAUUUGAAAGCUUUGUAUCACUGUAGGUGGCUGAGUUAGGCAAUGCAUUUGGGUUUUUAAUUAUUUGCAGUGUAAAGCAUUCAAUAAGAAGCAGUGUUCUUUAGCAAAAGAUUAUAUAUCAACUCACACACAGCUACAAUAGCAGCAGUCUUGUGCCAUAUUUUUCUUUUCCCUGGAACAGGUAGUUACAUGAAAAUAUUUAGAAAUGAAGAAAAAUCUUUCAGGACAACUUACCAGUUAAAAUAUAUGAUGCACAGUUGCGAGAGGAACUGCUUAGUUUUUAUUUAAAGCACUCAUACAAUUACUGAAUGCUCUGACAGCACUGCCAUCUUUGAACAAGGUGAUCUAAUUAUAUUGUAUAAAUUACUUUUGUGAAACAUCAUUCCAAUAUGUUGUGUUCUAUUGUUUGCACUGAAGUGUAAGACAGUGAGUGUUUGAAGUUCUGCAGCUGCUUUCUAAUAGUAUCCAAUGAUUCCUAACUUCUAUUGGCUUGUUUCUGUUAUUUUGGCAUAUAUAAGACAACUACAAGGUUCUGCACAGUUUAAAUAAAAAUGUAUAUGGUCUCUUAAAGAAUAUUGCCUAGGGUUUUGCCAAAGGUUGAAUGAAUGCAUCUUAACUGCAUAGUUGGCAGAGUUAACAAAAUAUAGGUUUUGGUUUAUUGUAUAUAUUUAAAAAAAUAUAAAAGAAGGUUACAGUGUAACUGUAUGGGUACUAGAACCAGGCCAACCUGGAAGACAAGAAUGGUUUAUGGAUUUGCAGCCAUUUUAUAAUUUUUUUGUAAUAUUUGUAAAUAUGGACUUUUUAAAAUGCCGAGAUGCUUUUUUGUAAAAUGUUUUCAAAGUUUACAAUUAAUUUCUAAGCCUUUGUAUAUUUUAGAGCUGUGCAACACUUUUAAGUCUUGUAUUUAUUUUUAGUAAAAAUUGUGAAUCUUUCCCUGUGAAUUCUUCCCAAGUACAGUACAUUUGGCCAGUCAAGUCUGGCUGCUUUGACAGUGUGCAUAGAGCCUGACAAUAAAUGUGACUGCAUUUGAUCGGCAGAAAAAGAACCACUUUUCCAUAGUUAAAACUCAUUAUAUUUAUC
Messenger RNA from Mobula hypostoma (lesser devil ray), 8180 nucleotides. RefSeq names its product actin remodeling regulator NHS-like. The record is from RefSeq and is a predicted model, not a curated record. Gene Ontology annotation, biological process: cell differentiation; lens development in camera-type eye. NCBI's taxonomy places the organism in Eukaryota, Metazoa, Chordata, Chondrichthyes, Myliobatiformes, Myliobatidae. The transcript is spliced from 9 exons. Bases 73 to 4725 code for a protein of 1550 amino acids.